CUUGCUUACCGUCGAGGAGUACCUCGUAGCGUUUCCGAAUAAUAAGAACAUGUUAAAAAAUCUACCUCAAAUAGCCCUAUUCCUGGGGGCAUGUGCAGUGACGUACGUAUCGUCAGAUGCACAGCCAGCAGCAGCAGCAGCUCAACCAUUCCAUGUGAUGUGCUACUACGAUGAGCGGGCGGGCGUCGACCGAGGGAAUGACCAGGGGAAGGUGACACCGAAGAACCUGUUGUCCGGCGCCCAAUCAGAAUACUGCACUCACCUUAUCUACGGCUUCGCAAUCGUCGGAAACGAUUCUAAGUCCAUUCAAGUCCGAAGCGCCAAAUCAGAGGAGCUUUACAAAGAUCUUGCGGCGUUGAAGGCAAAGGGAAUCAAGACCCUCAUUGCCUUAGGUGGUGCUGAGGAUUCCAAAAAUUUCGAGAAGUACGUCAAAUUGGUCACAAACGUAGACAACAGGAAGGCCUUCGUUGAAAGUGUGGUUGCAUUUUUGAGCAAGCACAAAUUCGAUGGACUCUUGCUCCAGUGGGAGUACCCUGUUUGCCGUGAUGGAUCUGACUGCACAAAAGGCAGUGUCGACGAGAGAACCGGAUACGGCGAGUUGAUGAAGCAACUGAGCGAAGCCUUAAAACCCAAAAGCUUUCUUUUAGCAGCAGGCAUCUCCCCCAAGAUUGACGUUAUCGACAAAGCGUACAACGUUCAAGUUUUGACGAAAUACUUAGAUUUUGUGCUCGUGGAAGGAUACAAAUACAACCAAGGAUAUUCGAAAGUUUUCGAAACCCAAUUCUACAAUGUCAACACCACGACUGAACCCAGCGUCGUGAACACCAUCAUGCAGUUGCACACCAAAGGCGUCCCCCUCAAGAAGCAAGUCCUUGGCAUUAGCUUGGCUGGAAACUCAUACGUUCUUGCGGCCGCUGACAAGCAUGGCUACGGUGUCGCUACCACCGGCCCUGGUGCUGCAGCUGAGUUCACCAAGCUUCCCGGUGUCAUGGGCUACUUCGAGAUCUGCAACAAUGUGGUAAACAAAGGCUGGAAAGUAGUCCACGAACGCAAGAACACCGUUAAGCUCAACCCGUACGCGUUCAAGGGAAACCAAUUGGUAACCUAUGAAGACACCACUGACUUGCUCAGGAAGGGUAAAUUCAUCAAGGACCAAAAGAUGUUGGGAGCCGCCGUCUGGUCGGCUGACUUGGACGACAUCAGGAACAUCUGCAAGUGCGGGAACUUCCCCAUGCUGAGAGCCCUGAAUCAGGAACUCAGGGGAGAGACCGUCGUCCCUGGCAAGAAAAUGUGGGAGAACUGCGCAUAGUGAUCACGUCGAACAUGUCCUCAUCGCAUCUCAGAUUCUUACUUAACUUCUCGUUCUUUUUUCCUAUUUCUUAUUUCCAGUUGUUUUAAUGUUUGAUAUAGUUUAAUAAAUUCUGCUCAUUUAAUUCUUAAA
Molecule: messenger RNA, 1441 nt
Organism: Bemisia tabaci
Lineage: Eukaryota; Metazoa; Arthropoda; Insecta; Hemiptera; Aleyrodidae
Source: RefSeq, a predicted model, not a curated record